GAUUGGGAAAUUGUGGAGUGAAGUUGCAGCGUCCGUUGGUGGGAAUGCGCCCCCAAUUCCUGCCCAUGAUGGCCUCUCUGGUGGCGUGCCUGUUCAACGUCUCCGUCGACGCACAAUUCAACAUGAGUGAGUACUACAAGAUGCCCAAGCUGUACCUCAUGGACGAUUACGAUCGCUGCCUGGACGAGUACAACGUCUCGACGUACUGCAUCGCAUCCACCAUUAUCAAGCCCAACGCUUCUUCGGCGCUCUGGGAAUUUAUUGAGAGAUUCUCAUCGAAUAGGAAGAAGCAUUUCCGACAUGAUCAUCUUCAGCGCGGCGUUUGCAUGCAUUGGUGCCAGGAUUUGAUAGAUCGCAUAGAUCCUGAGGAGCAACUGACCUACUUUCAGGAGGAAUUCCCCACUGACAACGAGGUCAGGCUGAAUCCGGGGAUCUUCCGCAGGGCGGGUCACUUCAGGAAGCUGUACGAUCAGCUCAUCAACCAGUGCAUCAACCACGAGCUGAUGACUGGCUAUGAUCUCGUGGCGUUCUCGCAAGUUGAGUACUGCGUGAUGAACAACGAGAUUCUGGAUUACGAUUUCCUGGACAUUUGCUUCCUCUUCGUCUUUGUCUCGCUCAUCACCACCGUCCUGGCGUCCACAUUCCUCGACAGGCGCCUCAAGAAGACGCGUCCUGUGGAGGAGCAGACGGCGGAGCACUACAGAUUGCCUCUGCAAGGACCCGUGAACGGUCGCGUGACCUUCUCGCUGCUGCGCAACUGGUAUCGCCUGAUGUCGGGCCCGAAGACGAAUGCAGACAAGGACUUGCGCUGCAUCCACGCCAUGAGAUUCCUCACGAUGUUCUGCGUGAUCAUCGGACACACCAUUCUGUUCCUCAACGUCUUUCCCGUCUUCAAUCCGCAGUAUAUCGAAAUGAAUUACUACAGAUUCAUCACGAUGAUCCUCAUCAACGGUCAUACGGUCAUUCAGACGUACUUCGCCAUCAGUGGCUUUCUGCUGUCUGUGCAGUUCAUGCGCUACAAGGAGGACCAGAAGGACUUCCACAUGUCCUACUUCUUCAAGGCAAUCUUCUACCGCUACGUUCGUCUCACGCCCGUCUACAUCUUCAUGAUCCUCUUUCACGCCACUCUGCUGGUCGACAUGCAGUCCGGACCUCUAUGGAAUCACGUGGCGGAAACGGAAAGGUCCUUCUGCCGCAUGCACUGGUGGACCAAUCUGCUCUACGUCAACAACUACGUACACGUGGAGGAACCCUGCAUGCAGCACGGCUGGUAUCUGGCAACGGAUUUCCAGAUGUUCAUCAUCGGGCUGACGCUGCACAUGAUCAUGUGGCGCUUCCCAAAGUCCACGAAGCUCCUGCUCAGUGCAUCCGUGUUCAUCUCCUAUGUGAUUCCCGGCAUCGUGACGUACAGGAACAAGUUCGAGGGCGUCGUGAUCAUCCGUCCGGAGUCCCAGAAGUACGGAAUGUGGUUCGACGACGUGUACAAGAAGAUCUACAUCCCGACGCACACAAACAGUGGCACUUACUUGGCGGGUAUGGUGGCGGGAUUGCUGUACAAUAAGCUAAAGAAGAAGGACCUGAAUCUCAGGCAGAACAGAGCUUUCAUCUGGGCUUGGUAUGCGAUCAUCCCGACUGGGGCGCUUCUGUUGCUGUCUGCGUACUGGUUCUACGCCUGCACGAUGGAGAAGCCCGCCUUCUGGAUCGCCAUCUACGCGGCGGUGAUGAAGAAUCUCUGGGGCGUUCUCGGAGGAGUCCUGAUCAUCGGCAGCGCCUUUGGAGUUGGCUGGAUCGCACGCGACUUCCUCUGCAACCCAAUCUUUCGUCCUCUCGGAAGAAUCACUUUCUGUGUCUAUCUCUGCCAUCCGUUCAUCCUUCGUGCCACCAUGGGCAAUGUUCGACAGCCUGUCUUUCUCAGUGACUCAACAAUUGUGGUUUAUGUCUCAUCAACUUUGAUUCUGUCGUAUCUCUGCGGUGCCUUGUUAUGCAUAGUGCUUGAGCUUCCCAUAUCAGCCAUCCAGAAGCAAAUGUUGACCAGGAAUAAAGUAGAUCCCGCUUUCAAGGACAACACAAUUGAGUUAGUGCACAACACAUGAGACAUCGAUAUGCGUAAGCAUUUUGCGAAUCUCAAAUUUGUUAAUAAAAUGUAAUAAAAAUUCCAUCGAA
Messenger RNA from Phlebotomus argentipes, 2163 nucleotides. RefSeq names its product nose resistant to fluoxetine protein 6-like. NCBI's taxonomy places the organism in Eukaryota, Metazoa, Arthropoda, Insecta, Diptera, Psychodidae. Gene Ontology annotation, molecular function: acyltransferase activity, transferring groups other than amino-acyl groups. The record is from RefSeq and is a predicted model, not a curated record. Bases 45 to 2093 code for a protein of 682 amino acids. The transcript is spliced from 10 exons.